CGCGAACAGGAAGAAAGAGAAGAGAGAGAAAGGCAAAGUUUGCAGAGAGAGAGAGAGAGAGAGAGAUGGCAUCUGGAUGGGGGAUAACGGGAAACAAAGGCAGGUGCUACGAUUUCUGGAUGGACUUCAGUGAGUGCAUGUCUCGUUGCAGAGAACCCAAAGACUGCGCUUUUCUCCGAGAAGACUAUCUCGAGUGUCUCCACCACUCCAAAGAGUUUCAACGUAGGAAUCGAGUUUACAAGGAGGAGCAACGUCAACUGAGAGCAGCUGCACGGAAGGGCAAGGAAGGUGGAGAUAUUGCUGGGCAUCAUCAUUGAUAGAGUUGUGAUUGAUUACCUUUUGGACUUUCAAUAAUAAGAAUGCAUAACUCAGUUGUAUUCGGUCUUUUUUGCCAUGCUGUUUUCAUGACCUGUUUUUGUAUCUCUUAAAUUGGAUUUAUGAGUAUCUGCAAAACGGCAAGGUAAAUUUAACUUUCCUUGCAUGUAGACACCAAUGACAUGUGCUUUUGCUGGUAAGGCAUUGAUUUUAUUAUGUGAACUACUUUUUAUUUCUUUCCA
Messenger RNA from Camellia sinensis, 557 nucleotides. Its product is annotated as NADH dehydrogenase [ubiquinone] iron-sulfur protein 5-B. Gene Ontology annotation, biological process: mitochondrial respiratory chain complex I assembly. The record is from RefSeq and is a predicted model, not a curated record. Lineage: Eukaryota; Viridiplantae; Streptophyta; Magnoliopsida; Ericales; Theaceae. Gene Ontology annotation, cellular component: respiratory chain complex I.